This is a messenger RNA of Aureobasidium pullulans EXF-150, 1077 nucleotides long. RefSeq lists its product as uncharacterized. The transcript has a single exon. Lineage: Eukaryota; Fungi; Ascomycota; Dothideomycetes; Dothideales; Saccotheciaceae. The coding region runs from base 1 to 1077 and encodes 358 amino acids. The record is from RefSeq and is a predicted model, not a curated record.
AUGACUGCCUGGUCUGGCUCCUUCUUGCUCCCUAUCUCUCAAGCUGCUCGUGCUUCCUCCGAUUUCUGCAUCACAAUGGAAAACUUCGAUGUCGCUAUGAUCUUCGGUCUCAUUUUCUGCAUCCUCGUCAUUCAUCACGAUGAUCUCAACAAGUCCACAGCUUUCAUCACCAAACAUCUUGCUUGUCUUUACCGUCUGCUGUUCAACGCUUUCGGCCACGUUCUCUCUGCUAGUCAACGCUUUGCUGUUCAAAUGUCCACUACUGUCAAGGAGAGCAUUGUAAUUCCAGUCUGCCACAGUGCAACUGAACUCGCCCACGCUGUCCACGUUUACCUGGAAGAACUUCUCAACAUGAUCGUUAUGCCGAUCUACUACCGAGCAAUUGAUCUUGUCAAAUCUGGUCGCGACUAUGUCGUUGGUCUGGCCAUUACCGCCCACGAUCGUGCUGUCGACCUCCUACACAAUAUCAACAACUACUUCCAGGAGCUGAGAGAAGACGACGAGAGACUUCACAACAUCUUCACUGUUCUGUCUCACGCCGUUUUUGCCGCCAUUAUCUUGUCUUCGGUCUACCAGUGGUUCUCUCUCUCCGGUCGUCUCUCCGAUGGAGCUUUACGCAUACUCUUUGCCGCACACCUCAUCUUCUCCCACUGCAUGAUGGGCUUGAUCUAUGCUUCCGCCUCAGUCACGGAAUUGAUCUAUUCUCGUAUGCCUUCCAUCGUCGACUCUAUACUCGAGUACGUCAGCGGGGCACUCACAGAACACUGGACCAUCCUGACCCCUGAAGACCUUCUGGAAACCCCCCUCUCAUCACCCACCAACACAAUCCCUCCCAGCCCGAAUGACGACCAGCUUGAUGCCGGAAAGCAAACUCAACCUGUUGCACAGAACACUUUGCACGAUCCACUUGUAUGCUUUGACUCAUCUUCCACAUUUGCAACACCUGCUGUGCACGCUACCGACGCGGACGACCUCAAUAGACUAUAUGGUGAUAUGGAAGUGAGCUAUGGUGAGGGCAUUGAGUGUGAUGAUCGCGACAACCACGAUGAUUGCAACGAUGCUGUCUUAUCCAACUAA